AUGCUCUUUCCAGCUGUCUUCGCUCAAUUGGGCCUUUUCGCUACCGCUGCGUUGGCUAUUCCUCACUUGCUUCACGCUCGAGGGUCUGGUGGACAAAAUGUGGUCUACUGGGGAGCAGAUCCCCAUGUGCAAGACCUAUCGAAGUAUUGCACCUCUGAUUCCGGCAUUGAUAUCAUUGUGCUUUCAUUUAUCAACGAAUUCGGCAAUGGCAAAACCAUUCCAGCAGGCACUAUCGGAAACCAGUGCUCUGUCUCUACCACUGGACAACCGCAAAACUGUGAGAGUUUGGCUGCCAGCAUCGAAACCUGCAAGUCUGUCGGCAUCAAAGUCAUUCUUUCCUUGGGCGGGGCAUCUGGUGCAUACUCGCUGUCUUCACAGGCUGAAGCUGAAACCAUCGGCCAGAACCUAUGGGAGGCGUAUGGAAACACUGCUGGCUCAAACGUUCCACGCCCAUUUGGAAAAACCUUUGUCAACGGCUGGGACUUGGAUAUCGAGGCCUGGAGUGGAAACAAUUACUACCAAUACCUGAUUUCCGCACUGAGGUCCAAAUUUGCGUCUGACUCCUCCAACACGUACUACAUCACGGGUGCUCCGCAGUGCCCCAUCCCUGAACCGAAUAUGCAGGUCAUCAUCAACAACUCACAGUUCGACUAUCUUUGGGUUCAGUUCUACAACAAUCCUUAUUGUUCUGUCGGUGGCAAUCUCAACUUUGAUGCCUGGGUAUCUAAUGUUGCUGGCACCUCUUCUGCCAACGCUAAGAUCUUCCUUGGAGUUCCUGCUUCUCCUCUUGGGGCUACCGGUACUGAGAGCGGUGCCCGAUACUAUUCCGACCCCAGUGCACUGGCAGCACUGGUUACUAAAUAUCAGAGCAACCCUUCAUUUGGUGGAGUUAUGUUGUGGUCUGCGGGGUGGUCUGAUACCAACGUGAACAAUGGAUGCACCUAUGCCCAGGAGGCUAAGCGUAUUCUGACUACUGGAUCACCUUGCUAA
Penicillium soppii is the source of this 990-nucleotide messenger RNA. Its product is annotated as glycoside hydrolase family 18 protein. Gene Ontology annotation, molecular function: chitinase activity. The transcript has a single exon. Lineage: Eukaryota; Fungi; Ascomycota; Eurotiomycetes; Eurotiales; Aspergillaceae. Gene Ontology annotation, biological process: carbohydrate metabolic process. Gene Ontology annotation, cellular component: extracellular region. The record is from RefSeq and is a predicted model, not a curated record. Bases 1 to 990 code for a protein of 329 amino acids.